This is a messenger RNA of Babesia sp. Xinjiang, 1758 nucleotides long. RefSeq names its product Calcium-dependent protein kinase 2. Gene Ontology annotation, molecular function: calcium ion binding; calcium-dependent protein serine/threonine kinase activity; ATP binding. The record is from RefSeq and is a predicted model, not a curated record. Lineage: Eukaryota; Apicomplexa; Aconoidasida; Piroplasmida; Babesiidae. Bases 1 to 1758 code for a protein of 585 amino acids. Gene Ontology annotation, biological process: peptidyl-serine phosphorylation; protein autophosphorylation; intracellular signal transduction. Gene Ontology annotation, cellular component: cytoplasm; nucleus. The transcript has a single exon.
AUGGGAAACUGUUGUACAACUGGUGGUAAAUUAACCGGAGGAUUCGGUCAAGGUACCGAAAAUUCCGGUCGUAUAAAUUUGAAAGACAGAAAUCGUACAAGUUUUUACGAUCGUAUGUUGAAUUGUGAGUAUAUUCGACCUAAGAUAUGCGAUGUAUUCAAUGAAAGGCUGGGUCAACCUGUAUGGGUACAUAACGGGAAUGCUAGCAUCGCUCUGGAAGACCAAAGUUCAUCCCCAGACAAUGAUUCCGGUUAUUCUAGUGAUUGGGAGAAUGAUACUAGGAGUUUUGUAGUACACUGCCGGUCAGCUCGCAGUAGCGAUCCGAGUGACAGUAGUACUCCCACUAGGCUCUCAUUUCAUCCUAAAAUGUUUGAUCUUAUGUUAUCUAAGGACAUUUGGUUAUCACGUGUUAUCACUGAGUACAAGAUGAACACUCGUUAUAACAUAAUUGCUGAUGCCAUUGGCUUUGGUGUCGGAGGGUCUGUACGUCAAGCGGUUGACAAGAAAUCACACCGUACCUUUGCUCUCAAGAGUUUAAAAACCGAUUGUACAACAAGGAAAAGGGUAAUGAGUUCAUUUAAUGAAGUUAUUAUCUAUACACAAUUGGACCAUCCUAAUAUCGCGUUCCUUCACGAGGUUUAUGAGGAGCCUGGAUUCUGUCACAUUCUUAUGGAAUAUUGUACUGGAGGUGAAUUAUAUGAUCGCCUUGAUAGAUAUAAACGUUUUGCUGAGGGUUACGCUAAAAGGGUCACUGUACAAAUGUUACUUGCGAUUAACUAUCUCCACUCUAAUGGUAUCUGUCACCGUGAUUUGAAACUUGAGAAUUGGGUCUUUUCUACUCCAGACAUGGGUGCGACGCUCAAAAUGAUCGAUUUUGGUUUUUCUAGGCUCUAUGAAGACGGUGUUCCCAUGGCUGGUACUCAUGGUACUGUAUACUAUGUUGACCCCGAGGUGAUAGACGGUUGUUACAGUGAGAAGUGUGAUAUUUGGAGUACUGGUGUUAUAGUAUACAUGUUACUUUCGGGUUCUCCUCCUUUUAACGGUGAGGAGGACAAGGAGAUAUUGUGGAAGAUAAAGAAGGGCAUCCUUAAAUUUGAAGGCGUCCGGUGGUCAAAGAUUUCACAAGAUGCCAAGGACUUUAUAACACUGUUACUCAAUAGGGACAGUAAUCAUCGUGCGUCAGCUAUAGAAGCGUUGAAUCACCCAUGGUUGGAUGAUGAGUUGCAAAAUUUUGAUUCCAGUUCUCUCACACCAGAGGUAUUGAGACAUAUAGUGGAGUUCAGUAAGCGUCCUCCCAUGUACCGUGCGCUAAUGGCCUUGUGUGUUUUGGAAGCAGACAGGCAUAUCCAUCAGGAUGUUUAUCGUCUAUUUUUUGCCAUAAAUACAUCGCUGAGUGGAACGAUAACAUUAAAGGAAUUUAGCGAUGUUUUGGCUGAGUACCUUAAGCUUGAUGAAAGUGAAGCAGCGGCUGUGUUCGACGCCAUAGCAUUCCGCGGUACAGCUACAAUGCAUUACACUGAAUUCGUGACUGCCGUAUAUGGUUACCACGCCGAGUUGGAUAUGAAUCUGUUAUGCCAGGUAUACUGCAAGCUGGAAGCUUUAGGUAAUGGUCGUUUAGAUGAAAAGACACUGGUGGCGUACAUUGGUGAAAGAUUCAGUGGCAUCCCCGUUAGCAAGUUAUUUCGCCAUCUUGACGUCGACAAUAAGGGUUUUAUUGAACUGUCUGAGUUGCGUGACUGCCUCGUGGGCGUACAUUAG